Messenger RNA from Esox lucius (northern pike), 3725 nucleotides. RefSeq names its product SEH1-like (S. cerevisiae) (gene seh1l). The record is from RefSeq and is a predicted model, not a curated record. The transcript has 10 exons. Bases 30 to 1082 code for a protein of 350 amino acids. Gene Ontology annotation, cellular component: nuclear pore outer ring; Seh1-associated complex. Gene Ontology annotation, biological process: cellular response to amino acid starvation; positive regulation of TORC1 signaling. Gene Ontology annotation, molecular function: protein binding; structural molecule activity. NCBI's taxonomy places the organism in Eukaryota, Metazoa, Chordata, Actinopteri, Esociformes, Esocidae.
ACGGAGCAGUGUGAGGUCCAAAAAGGGAAAUGUUUUUAGCUCGUAGUAUUGCAGCGGACCACAAGGACCUGAUUCAUGAUGUUUCCUAUGAUUUCCAUGGCCGGAGAAUGGCCACUUGCUCCAGUGAUCAAAGUGUCAAGGUUUGGGACAAGAGUGAAAAUGGGGAAUGGAUCUGCACUGCCAACUGGAAGACCCACAGUGGAUCAGUAUGGCGGGUGACCUGGGCUCACCCAGAGUUUGGUCAGGUCCUGGCUUCCUGCUCCUUUGACCGGACAGCUGCUGUAUGGGAGGAGAUUGUUGGGGAGUCUAGUGACAAACAGAGAGGACUCCGUCACUGGAUCAAGAGGACCACUUUGGUUGACAGCAGGACGUCUGUGACAGAUGUCAAGUUCGCUCCUAAACACAUGGGUCUGAUGCUGACGACAUGCUCAGCGGAUGGGGUGGUGAGGAUCUACGAGGCUCCAGACGUGAUGAACCUCAGCCAGUGGUCCCUGCAGCACGAGAUCUCCUGCAAACUCAGCUCCAGCUGCAUCUCCUGGAACCCCUCCAGCUCUCGUGUUCACCCUCCCAUGAUAGCAGUAGGCUCUGAUGACAGCAGUGCUGUGUACAGUGGGAAGGUCCAGAUCUAUGAAUACAUUGACCACACAAGGAAGUACGCCAAAGCCGAGACCCUGAUGACUGUGACCGAUCCAGUUCAUGACUUGGCCUUUGCCCCAAACCUGGGCCGCUCCUUUCAUGUACUUGCCAUUGCCACCAAAGAUGUUCGCAUCUUUAAACUCAUACCAAUGAGGAGAGAUGCUACACACUCUUCAACCCCCACCAAGCUGGAGAUACAGGUCCUAGCCCAGUUUGACAACCACAACUCCCAAGUGUGGCGAGUCUCCUGGAACAUCACCAGCACUCUGCUGGCCUCCUCAGGAGAUGAUGGCUGUGUCCGCCUCUGGAAAGCCAACUACAUGGAUAACUGGAAAUGUACUGCCAUUCUGAGAGGAGAUGGUAUCCCAGUGAACUGUAGUCAUGAUGUGGUCUCCCAGCAAUCCCUGCUGACAGCCUCCUCUGCUGAAAGAAGAAAGCUCAGCUGAUGUCUAGCUAAUGGAGGUAGCGUGUUGCUAGCCACUGCAUGAACAUCCAUAGAAACAGCACUACUCUCCCCCUACAGACCAACUGCCCAACAACACCAAAGAACCCUUUUAACUUAACUUUGUGCUAGACAAGGUUUUAGAUUUCUAGUAGUUUUUGAGUUCUAAAGUGGGACUGUGUAUGUAUGAAAACAUUGACUGUUACUCCAGGGAACGAUGGCUCCUGUAGAAUUUAUACAGAGGCACUUAUUGGGAUCAAACACUUUAUGGACCAAUGGAAACUCACACCAAUUGUUCUGUCAAGACUACCUCCUUUUGCAGGUACUGUUGCCAACGGUUUCUUUGCUAUUUGUUCUAAAAUACUCUUUUCAACAUACUGUGUUUGUAUGUCCUAGCAAAAAAUAUCAAAUUCAAAUCAAGGCACAGUCAUUUCUUUUUAGUCAUUUAACAACUGCUAAAAGUUUCCUUCAUUCCUCCAGUGUUUAACCAAUCAAAGAUUUUGCCUGACUAACUAACUAACCUGAAUAAAUAAAUACCACAAUUCUCAAAAGUUAGAAUCAUCUUUUUCACGUCAUCUUUAUUUUUCAUUUCCAGGCAGCUACUGUUUGCUAAUCUUGUGAUGGAAAAAUUUAAAUUGGAACUCCAAUGCACCUUUCCAUUUUGAAAUCACUACUGAUUUGAUGGAAUCUGCCAAUUAUCAUUUUAAAAUGAAAGUAGCAUUUGGUAAUUGACGUCAGGAGCUGUGUUUGCUGACAUGCUGUUCCAAUGUAAAGGGAUGUGAACCUGCACUUUAACAUAUUCUGAUUGUCAAUGUGCACAUUUAGCAAUUGCGCCACAAAGCCGAAUCAAGUGUGAUGGGAAAAGAGGACAUGCCUUUUUUGAUUGACUGUUGCCUAUCGCUGUCAAGCAAAAUUAAUCUGACAUUUGUAAAUAUUUAGGCCUCCAAGCCACAACAGGGUCAUUGACCAAUGUGCCCCCUUUAAAAAUAGAAGGUACGCUCUGAUUCCCCUUUAAAAAUAGAAGGUACGCUCUGAUUCCCCUUUAAAAAUAGAAGGUACGCUCUGAUUCCCCUUUAAAAAUAGAAGGUAUGCUUUGAUUCCCCUUUAUAAAUAGAAAGUAUGCUCUGAUUCCCCUUUAUAAAUUGAAGGUACACUUUGAUUCUCCCACCCACCAAAUCGGCAAAAGAGAAGCAAUAAUAUGGGUGAAAUUAUACUUUAGUAAAGGUGCAAGAAUAUAUGGGGAGCAGCUAAGAGAGCUUUGAGUUUGCAAAUUAGAGUCUUUGCUGACUGUGUUUGUGGAUGUCAUUAGUAUGUUGUAGUUAAUUAAUUUAGUAAUACUAUUAUUGUAUUAAGUGUUUGAAAACAAACUAUUUGUUUUAUUUUACCUGCGUGGAAAAUAUUCCUCUUAAGAUGUUUUAUUUGUUUGAAUUUCAGUGUUUAUUUUGGGACAUAAUUGAGAGUGGGGUGAAAUUGACAGUGGGUUAACUAUAAAACUGUCUAUGGUGUAAUCUGCUGCAUAUGUCUUCUCUCUCAGUGAAGUCUUUAUUAAAUACUGCCAUUUUUGGGCUGUAGUCUGUGUACUUGAAUAACAUACUUAGGACCUGCAAUUUAUCUGAGAGGAGAAAGUAGCAUUGGUUGAUAUGUGCCUAUUGUGAGCAAAUUGGUAGUGUUAUAUUAUAACCAGACUGCCAACUUGACCAAAUAGCCAUAUUGUACUCUGAAAAUGCAUGAUGCCAAGACGUUUUGGGGCCAUUAAAAAGAAUCUCUGAGGGAGCAUGCCCCUAAUAGCUUAGCCACCCCCAUCCAUACAUCUCUAGUGACGUCCAUGUCUGAAAGUAUUCAGACUCCUUCACUUUAGAUGUUUCUAAAAUGUUAUUUUAGCCCUACACAAAUACAUGUCUACCAACCGUUCCUUUUUCAUUUAUGUUUUGGGUGGUGAUGGCUGUUCUUUUAAAGACAGCCUGCUGAAUUGCAGAGGUGAUGGAGGGCAUCAACAAUUGCAUUCCGGUCAGUAAUGAGCCCAGAGUCCACAACAAUUUAUUUUGGAAAUAAGGAGGAACUGUUUUUCAGGCUUUUUACUGCUUUCUAGAAUUUGUUAGGAUUCACCUCACAAUCAGAUAAUGUGUGUAAGUAGUAUUCAGUUUUUGCCAUUCGAUCAAGACAGGUUUGGUUUCACUAAAGUAUAUAAUAUCUAGUACAUAUUUUCUAACUCAGAGCUGUAUCUUUGUUCUCCAUCCUGAUGCAUCAUUAUUAUUUGAGACCUCUGUCUUCCAUAGGAGCAGUCAGUCACCCGGCGUCUAGACAGUGUGAGAGCUAGAGAGAAAGGCUGGCUAUUGAUUGGCUGCAAGCUGACACUUCAGCAACACCGUUGUUGGAGAAGGAGCAUGUGGAAGCUCCUUUAAUGCAGUGCCUGUCUAGCACACAAUCAUACUAUUAUAGGCACUCAACACAUGAACACAAAGCCAGACAAAAAUCCAUAUUGGGAUAUUUGGUGAAUCAACCAUAAAUAAAAUGACAAUAUUAAUGUAUGACCUGCUGGCUUAAAGAUAUUCUGCCAGUGAUUGUCUUUUUGUUGAAGGUGUCUGUCUGUCUGUCUCUGUUAGCAGUUUUAUGGUGUUUUAUCCAAUUAAAGAACCAAUUCUGUGAA